AUGCUGUUUGCUGCUUAUACUUCCAGCAGCAACAUUGGUCCUUCAUAUUCAGCCUUAGUUUCAAGAGGUUCCCUUCUUGAUCUGCUUUGUUGUCCUGAGACCGUCAAUAUUGUGCUCCCAUCAAAAACGAACCGUGUCAUCUCCAAGAAAUCUUGUGACGAUAAACCUGAUGACACCCCAAAACCCGGUCCCGGAUCAUUGUAUACCCGGUGGGGCAGAACUACUUGUCCUACUAAUUCAAGCCUUGUAUAUGACGGUUUGGCUGGUGGAGAAUGGUUCGACAACGCAGGUGGCGGAAGUAAUCUCUUAUGUCUACCCAACGACCCCAUUUGGGCCAAUUAUACUACAGAACAUGAAGGUGGAAGUUGGAUUCAUGGCACUGAAUAUCAACUGGAACACUACACAACUAACAAACUCUUUUCCUUUGCUAACGCUAAAUCGCUUCAUGAUCACGACGUUCCAUGCGCUGUCUGUUUGACACGACAACCUGCUGUUGUUAUGAUGUUACCAGCCAGGACAAAGUGUUACCCUGGUUGGACGAUUGAGUAUUCAGGAUAUUUGAUGACCGAAGGUUCUGGUAAUAAGGGCAGACAUGAAUAUGUGUGUGUGGACUAUGCACCAGAAGCUGAUCCAGCAGGUUACAAAAACGAAAAUGGAGCUGUAUUAUAUUUCGUUCAGGCUUCUUGUGGUUCAUUGCCAUGUCCACCGUAUUUCCAUGGUCAAGAAUUAACCUGCGUUGUGUGCAGUAAACAUUGAAUAGAAAUUAAAUUCGGUUCCAUAUAAAAAUAUGUCUGUGAAUUACAAGAAAUGAUAUGAAUGUUUACCUAAUAUUUUCAUUCAAGUAUGUCUAUCGUUAAAAGAA
Molecule: messenger RNA, 862 nt
Organism: Octopus sinensis (East Asian common octopus)
Lineage: Eukaryota; Metazoa; Mollusca; Cephalopoda; Octopoda; Octopodidae
Product: short-chain collagen C4-like
Exons: 5
Coding region: 1-756 (251 amino acids)
Source: RefSeq, a predicted model, not a curated record